AAUAAGAAGUGUUUAGAAGUGUUAUACUGUUUGCUAUGUUAAUUUGAAGGCAUAAUUAUAUCCCGGCUUUUUAAUAGAUCUUUACGGGUUUUUCACAAGUUUAUAUAAUUUUUAAGAAUUGUGUUGUAAAAAGUUUGUUUAUAACAGUGUUAACAACAAGUGCAAAAAGUGAUUAUCACUUUAUAUUUAAAACAAAAGAGCAUUUGUUGACUUACAAAGAAAAAGCCAAGAAGACACAACACCAUUUCUUACACCGCUUGAAUUUGAAACAUGUAGAGAAAAUCUCUGUCGCGAAGAAUGCCUCACGUAGGCAUAAAGACUGGUUGCUGAAAUUGUUGAAAUAGCAACGUCAACAUUUUUCAUUUCUGUUUUGUGCAAUUAAUGUGACCACAAACUUUCUUACUAAAUUCAAAAUAAUUUCGUAAGAAACCACUGUUGUACCAGCUAGAUGUACCUUUUGAAAAAUUUAAAUAAUUCGCUUUGUGUGGUCAUAACGUUCAUAACAAAAACUGCGCUUAUUGGUGAUUCUGCGCUUAUUUCAUAUUUUCUGGAUAAAGCUGGGAUGCUUUUGUUCACCCGAAAAAACUCCACUUGUCGAACUGGUUUUUAACUUUCUUCGCCGAACUAAGCGAUACACAAAUACUCACUACACCAACGUAAGCUGUACACACAAGUACCAUUGAAAGAAGUCUGGUGUCAAAGCAGAAGCAGUCUUUAGUUAGUCAGCCAGUGAGUUUUAAGGCGACAAAUCAUUUUUAUCUUAAUGUUUGGAAUCUCAGCAGGCAAUAAAACAGGCAGCACCAUAAAAUUGCUUAAUAGCAAACAGUGGAGCAUUUCAAAAUAAGCCAACUAUAAAUAACAACCACUGAAAAAAUGUCUUCGUCGCGUAAUAAAUUCUUUAGUAGCGGCAAAUUAUCAAAUAAGUCUGGUUCGUCAGGUCUCCGCAUACUUUGGAUACCGGGGGGACGUAAAAGCCAUCCCAAAGGUCGUUUCGACUCCACCAACAAACAUGUAUCGCACAAAGGUGAACAAAAGAAAAACGAGGUGUGGUCCCUGGGUGGGAGUAAAAAUCAAAAAGACCUAUUCGAUGCCGAUCCUGACAAUAACCUCUUCGACGGUCCUUCAGUAUCUGGCAUAACGUCAGCUGCUUGUGCCCUCGGCGCUGUGGGUGUGGAGAAAUGUACCAACUCAACAACUACACCAACAAUAUCUAUCUCAACAGCCGAAGGCAGCUUAAGCGCUGAUGCCAAUGUUCAUAACGCAGCACAAAGCCCCAGUAGUACAGCCUCUACAACGCCUCUAGUGUCUAUACCGAACAGCCCCGAUACUGGUGCCACACCGAAAUUAAUUGUUAUUACAACUUCUAGUACAACGGAGAGUGACAAAAGUCCCAGCUCUAGCAGUAUGCCGGCCAAAACUGCGUUUACAACUGUGACCACAACCACAACGGCAGAAAUAAUGGAUGAGAAUCGUUUUUCAAUUCUCGGCAAGGACAUUUCGAACGAGGUCGACGUAUAUGACCUGCCAUCACCACCUAAAAAUGGUCUUAAUACUCCACCACCUGAGGGUGUAACGAGUGUGCUCUUGAAUACAUCGGCUGGUACGACGGCUUCAACAGCGACCACACCGUCGCCGUCUAACACACCUAAACAACAUAGUGAACGAGAUUCUGUGGCUGGUUUGUCCCCCAAAAAGAAGCAUCACCAUAAAAAUGAAAAUAAUAAUCAUCAGAAUGAUAUUGAUUCCAUCGAAAGUAUAUCCGAUAAUACAAAAUUGCCAAGUAACGAUCUUGAAUGGAUUGAUGAGCUACUUCUCGAACGCAAUGGCAAGGAAUUGCUCAGUAAGAAGAACAAGAAAAAGAAAAAGAAGAUCUCAACUACGAAGGAAUUAGACCAACUUGACGGCGUAUCGAGCAAGCAAAACGCCAAAGACGGCGCUGCCGAUGAAGACGAUAAAGUGGUAAAGUGUCUUUACUACACAUUGAUGUGCUGCGAUUGUACAAUCUCUUAAUAGACCACUUAGUCCGGAACAACAGCAAUUAUUUUUAAACAAAAUGUGCAGUUAAGAAACUUUGUAUACAAUGUUUUACAAAAUCAAAAUAUUUAAUUAAACGAGUCUGUCCAGUAUAUAUAUAUAUUUAUAUACAUAUAUACAAUUAAUAAUAUAAAAUGCAAAACGAACUUGCAUUCGCUGAAUUACUUAAGAGAAAUUGCCAAUUGUUAACAUGAAAUAUUCCUGCUGAUUAGAUAGUACGUAAGGUAAAUAUAUAUGCGUUUAAGAGCCCUAUAUUGGAGAAUAAAUACGCUCUUAAUAUUUAUGUAUUUAAUACAAAAUAGUUAUAAGUUAUUGUUAUGUAAUAAAAAACAUUCAUAUGAACGA
Messenger RNA from Bactrocera tryoni, 2379 nucleotides. Its product is annotated as cell wall protein DAN4. The record is from RefSeq and is a predicted model, not a curated record. The transcript is spliced from 5 exons. Lineage: Eukaryota; Metazoa; Arthropoda; Insecta; Diptera; Tephritidae. Bases 874 to 2010 code for a protein of 378 amino acids.